Molecule: messenger RNA, 1212 nt
Organism: Prunus armeniaca (apricot)
Lineage: Eukaryota; Viridiplantae; Streptophyta; Magnoliopsida; Rosales; Rosaceae
Source: the annotation of a GenBank genome assembly
AUGGCCUCCCUUCUCACCGCACCCGAAGCCCAAGCCCGGACUCUCCAUUCAGACCCACCGCAAGACCUCGACGACGUCCUCUGCUCCGACCAACACCAGCAACAAGAAGAACAACAGCAGAAUUUUGCCGAUACGGCGCCGUCUCUCUGCUUGAGCGGCGAGUCGCGUAUCGAGCGAGCAUGGGCUCACUGGGCGAAGCUGGGCCGGCCCAAAUUGAUUGUGGCUCCAAUGGUGGACAACUCGGAGCUCCCGUUUCGGAUGCUCUGCCGCAAGUACGGCGCCGACGCUGCGUACACGCCCAUGCUGCACUCUCGCAUUUUCACUGAGAGUGAGAAGUAUAGAGACCAGGAAUUUACCACUUGCAAGGAGGACCGUCCUUUAUUUGUUCAAUUCUGUGCUAAUGAUCCUGAAGUUUUGUUAGAGGCUGCGAAGAGAGUGGAGCCGUAUUGUGAUUAUGUUGACAUUAAUUUGGGGUGUCCUCAGCGUAUUGCUAGGCGGGGGAAUUAUGGAGCUUUUCUAAUGGAUAACCUUCCUCUUAUAAAAUCUCUAGUAGAAAACUUGGUUCAAAACCUUCAUGUCCCCGUUUCAUGCAAAGUCCGUAUCUUUCCGGAUUUACAAGAUACAAUCAAGUAUGCUAGGAUGUUAGAGGAUGCUGGUUGCUCACUUUUAGCCGUCCAUGGCCGGACAAGAGAUGAGAAAGACCAGAAGAAAGUCCGGGCGAACUGGGACGCCAUCAAGGCUGUCAAAAAUUCUCUCAGAAUCCCCGUCCUUGCCAAUGGAAACAUCAGGCACAUGGAUGACGUUCACGACUGUCUGGAAGCGACUGGUGCUGAUGGGGUGCUUUCUGCGGAAUCUCUUCUUGAGAAUCCAGCUCUUUUUGCUGGAUUUCGAACUGCUGAAUGGGUACCAGGGAAUGAAGAAAGCAAGAAAGAUGGGAAACUGGACCAGGCAGAUCUUUUGGUGGAGUAUUUGAAGCUUUGUGAGCAAUACCCUGUGCCUUGGCGUAUGAUCCGUGCUCAUGUGCACAAGAUGCUGGGACAGUGGUUUCGAAUUCAUCCACAUAUAAGAGAAGAUCUUAAUGCACAAUCCAUACUUACUUUUGAGUUUCUUUAUAGUAUUGUAGAUCGGCUUAGAGAGCUUGGGGCAGGCAUUCCACUUCAUCUUAAAGAGACCAAUGCUGCAACUAUUUGUGCGAAUGGUCCGGCCACUUGA